This is a messenger RNA of Entrophospora sp. SA101, 231 nucleotides long. The record is from the annotation of a GenBank genome assembly. Lineage: Eukaryota; Fungi; Glomeromycota; Glomeromycetes; Entrophosporales; Entrophosporaceae.
AUGGCACCAUUAAAACAUUUUGAUAUGUUAAAAGUAUUUAAAUCUGUAUAUGAUGAGGGACCAUGGGCUUCACGUGAAUACACAGUUUUAUUAGAUUUUAUGUUUAGAAAAAAUUUAAAUUGUAGAUAUCUAAGAAGAACAAAAAAAUUACAUCGUUCACAUGAAAAUAUUGCUUCAACAUGGAGAGAAAUGAAAAGAGAAAUAAAAAUAUAUUACGGUGCACAAUUUUAA